ACGCCCCCAUGGCUGAAAGAGCAAGUAUGUUCCAUCAAGUUCUGCCAGAAAGAUAUCACAGUAACUAUGACCGGAUCACAACGCAAAACAGGAACUAGUUCGGGCUUUUCCCAAGAAGCGCCACCUAUAGGUAGCAACGGGAACCCACGAAGGAAGGAAAAUAAUUCUCAACUCCUAGCAGGUCGGCUUAACCACUUCCAGAGGGAUUACUAUACAGGUGAUAGGGGAUUUUCGGAAAUAAGUCGAUUUUCAGAUCUUCAGGGAUCCAGGAUGGGUCGGGAGCACUCUCGUCCAGACUAUGAUGACUUUGAUAUUUUCUGCCACAGUCCGACAAUGAUGUCUCCAGAACUUUCUGCUAGGGAUAAGAAUAAGAGAAAAAUGUGGAGAAGAUCAAAAGAUAAAUUUGAACUAAAGACUGGAGAUACUUUUCAGUCUUUGAGUCAUCUCAGUUCAUAUCGAUAUUCUGAAACAACGUUAGAUCAAGGUAUUAAAAGAGCCCAGCAGUCAUCACUGGGUCAAGAACAGAGAAAGCACAAAGAUGAGACGAGGAGGCCGCCACGUCGCUCACUCUCUACAGCCGCUGUGGACGAACAUCAAGGAGGUUCAGCAGUUCAAGAUAUUCGAGACUGUUUUAUUAUUCCCACUCAUCUUAUGAGCCGCUUUAUGCCAUUUUACUGUGAGAGCAACCUCAGCCUUUCUUCUCAAGCUCUGAGUAUGAUGAAAGUCACUGACCCGAAAAUUUGUAUUAUUUUCGAUUUUGGCGAGAACGCUUCAUUUGGCUCUCAAGACUUACCAUCACCAACGACCACGCUCGAGCUGCCGCCAAAAGAUUGGUUGAUGGUUCAGCUCUGCCGCCAACGGAAGCAGUUAAGCUGGAUAAGAGAAUCCUCAACGGCAACAGAAGGCAUGCUCCUGAUGAACGUCGAACGCCACAGUAAGCUUAUGUACCGUUUUUAUUAUGCAUUUCUUAAGUAA
Limulus polyphemus (Atlantic horseshoe crab) is the source of this 975-nucleotide messenger RNA. RefSeq lists its product as uncharacterized. The transcript has 3 exons. Lineage: Eukaryota; Metazoa; Arthropoda; Merostomata; Xiphosura; Limulidae. The record is from RefSeq and is a predicted model, not a curated record. Bases 67 to 975 code for a protein of 302 amino acids.